CCCGCGCUCACCGUCUGGCACUCAUCAAUCGACAAAGAUGACACACGACUCCGUUUGGUUUUCCAGGCCUCGCAAGUACGGCAAAGGCAGCAGGCAAUGCCGCGUCUGCGCCCAUCAGGCAGGUUUGAUACGCAAGUAUGGACUGGACAUUUGCAGGCAGUGUUUUAGGGAGAAGUCGAAGGAUAUCGGGUUUGUAAAGAACCGAUAAACGCAUCCACAUACCCGUCGCGGCCUUCGAGAGCCGGAGUCAGUCGGGGAAAAGAGCCUCUACAGGUCGAUGGAGGGGACACACUAGCUAUAGAGCCGAGUCAGAGUCGUGUGCUCUAUAUGUCAUGGCAUGCAUUUCCAUUUCGUUUCGC
Dacryopinax primogenitus is the source of this 359-nucleotide messenger RNA. Its product is annotated as ribosomal protein S14. Lineage: Eukaryota; Fungi; Basidiomycota; Dacrymycetes; Dacrymycetales; Dacrymycetaceae. Gene Ontology annotation, molecular function: zinc ion binding; structural constituent of ribosome. The transcript is spliced from 4 exons. Bases 38 to 208 code for a protein of 56 amino acids. Gene Ontology annotation, cellular component: cytosolic small ribosomal subunit; ribosome. The record is from RefSeq and is a predicted model, not a curated record. Gene Ontology annotation, biological process: translation.